Messenger RNA from Diaporthe citri, 795 nucleotides. RefSeq lists its product as uncharacterized. Lineage: Eukaryota; Fungi; Ascomycota; Sordariomycetes; Diaporthales; Diaporthaceae. The transcript has a single exon. The record is from RefSeq and is a predicted model, not a curated record. The coding region runs from base 1 to 795 and encodes 264 amino acids.
AUGGCGGUCGAACCUAGUCUUCCACCCCGUUACGAGAUCCGCACCCUUGGCCCAGAGCAUUCAGACUGGGCCAACGCGCUCGUCAUGCACGGCAACGCCUUCGCCUCGCCAGUCUGGUCGAGGAUAUACACCGAGGACAAAACAGCACUGUGCUACAACCUGUUCAGACUAGGCGGCCAUCUGAUCGACCACGCGAUCAGCUCCGGCCUCUCCCUCGGUAUAUUCGACAAGGAAUACACCUUCAAGCGCCAGGACUCGGCAUCGCCGGGCGGGAAGCUACACUGGGACCUGGACGACCGCACCGCCGACGAGCACAAGCUCCUCGAACAGAUGGACUUCCCGCUCGUAUCCGUAGCGAUGGCCUACGACAGCCACGACGUUCUCGACGUGGCACGGCUGAGCCCGCUGCUAGAGGUGAUGCCGCUGCUGGGCGAGCGCAGCCGGAUCCUGGCGGAGCGCGACAAGCGGGACCCCGCGAGCUGGGAGGCCACGGGGCCGGGGCAGGUGCUGUUCCGGAACUCGACGGCGACGAGGGCGGGCGAGGAGGGGAAAGGGUUCAUGGGGGUCCUCGCGCGGCACAUGAUGCGCAAGGCGGCGGCGGAGGGGUUCCGCGGCAUCCAGAUCCAGUGCCUCCACGAUUCUGUGUGCCGCGUGUGGAGUCGCCCGCCCGAGCCGUUUCGGGGCGAGGUCGUGGCUAGGUUCCACUGUGGUGAGGAUGAGGACGAGGAGGUCAGGCGUAAGUUUCGUGGGUCUGUUCAGGAGGUUGCGAAGGUUUAUGUGACAUUGAAGACAUAG